Messenger RNA from Musa acuminata AAA Group (dessert banana), 1877 nucleotides. RefSeq lists its product as uncharacterized. The transcript has 3 exons. The record is from RefSeq and is a predicted model, not a curated record. NCBI's taxonomy places the organism in Eukaryota, Viridiplantae, Streptophyta, Magnoliopsida, Zingiberales, Musaceae. Bases 490 to 1626 code for a protein of 378 amino acids.
GUUUUAAACCCCGUCCCCUGCUUCUCGACUUCUUCCCCUAUUCUCCAGAGCAACGAACCUGAUCUCCCUCGCUGGGAGCGAUGGCAGAAAUCGCCUCACCGGCAGCAUCUGCUGCAGGAAUCGCGGCGGAAACCUGAUCUUCUUCGCCGCGAUGAUCUCAAGGACGCCUUUUUCUUGAGCUGUCGUCGUGAUCAUUUCGAAUUAGGAAAACGAAAGGGGAAAGGGCGUACCCUUGUGCCCGUCGGGAGAGCUGAUGCACCUUUAAUUGCAGCGAAAGCAGCACUCUUUAAUGACUUGGUGACGGCGAUCGAUUACUGUCCUUUGCUUUCCAUUCGGGAAAUUUUUGGGUGUCGGUUUUGUUUGGCGAUAUCAGCUGUGUUGUUGUCUUGCUUGGUGGUUUGUAGCUUUGGGGUUUGAUCUCGAUUUCGUGGACUUUUCUAGCUCGAUUUGGCGUUUUUUGGUCGGGAUUUGAGUGUUGUUGGAAGAUGGAUGAGUGGUGAUUGGCUUGCGGUUUGGAGGGAGAGGAAAGGUGGGGUUUUGAUCUCCGGCGCGAUGCCGUUCCAGAUGAAGGUCCAGCCGAUCGACGCGAAAGGAUCGUUUAGGAUCGACGCAGCGAAGCCCGCUGCCAAGUCCCGGCUGAAGCGACUCUUCGAGCGGCAGUUCCCGAGCGUGCUGCGGAUCUCCUCGGCAGAGAAGCCCGGGGAUGGGAGGGAGAAGGAGAGGGAGGACGACGGCUGCGAGGUGGAGCCGAGCUCCGUGUGCUUGGACAAGAUGGUCGUCAGCUUCAUGGAGGAUGGGGGGAAUGAGCGGCCGCAGCGGAGCCGAUGCAACUGCUUUAAUGUUAACUACGAUGAUAGCUCCGACGACGACUUCGAUUUCCGUGGCAGCGGCGAUCCUCCAGGCGCCGGCGACGCCGCCGAGUUCAUCGAGGGUUUGGUUCUUUGCGCAAGCAUCGCCGAAAGGAAUCUUUUGGCCGAUGCAUCGAAGAUCAUGGAGAAGGCCAAGAAUUGGAAUGGUAAGAGCGAAUGCCGGAGGAUCGUGGUCGACGGACUGCAAUCGCUGGGCUACGACGCUGCCAUCUGCAAGUCUCGGUGGGAUAAAAAUCCCUCCUUUCCCGCCGGGGAGUACGAGUACCUCGACGUGGUGGUCGACGGCGGGGAGCGCCUCCUUAUCGACGUCGACUUCCGGUCGGAGUUCGAGAUCGCCCGGUCCACCAAGUCGUACCGCGCGGUGCUCCAGCACCUGCCGUCGCUCUUCGUGGGCCGGAGCGAGCGGCUGCAGCAGAUCGUCGCCGCCGUCUCGGAGGCGGCGCGGCAGAGCCUGAGGAAGAAGGGCCUCCACGUGCCGCCAUGGCGGAAGCCCGAGUACAUGCGGUCCAAGUGGCUUUCCCCCUACCACCGCACGUCCACCGCCAAGCCCGAGGCUGAACCAGCAAAUGAUCCCCGUUCGACCUCGGCCACGGAACCGAUUCCCGAGCUCGAGAGGGCAGUGGAGGCACCGGGCGGCGGCGACUCCAAAGCGGGGGAGGAGGGUAAGGCCGAGGCUGUGGCGCAGCCGUGGCAGCCACCGCCGGCGAGGCCGAGGUCAGGUGUCAGGGUCGUCGCCGGCUUAGCCGCUGUCCUCUGAGAAGCCUUCCUUAUUUUUGUUCCUUUUUUCUUAUUUUUCCAGUAAAAAAAAGAAAAAAAAAAAGCGAGCGAGUGAGUGAGUGAUAUAUGACGUCUUUUAAGAGUCCAAAUCAUCACUAAGCGUAAUAUAUUCUCCUUUUCUUUAACCCUUUUAAAGGUUUUUUCUUUUUGUAAGAUUUUGGGGGAAAGGAAGCUUAUGCUACUACUGUCGAGAAGAACACUUAAUAUAUGAAGCAUUCAUUAUAUGAAUUA